Molecule: messenger RNA, 447 nt
Organism: Tremella mesenterica DSM 1558
Lineage: Eukaryota; Fungi; Basidiomycota; Tremellomycetes; Tremellales; Tremellaceae
Exons: 5
Coding region: 1-447 (148 amino acids)
Source: RefSeq, a predicted model, not a curated record
AUGACGCGAGGUAAUCAAAGAGAUCGUGCUCGAGAGAAAGCGACCAAAGAAGCUCAGGCAAAAGGUAAAAAGCAGUCUGGUAAUCCUCAACAAAGAAAUGAACAAGAUGCAAAGAUAAUGGCGGAAAAAAAAGCCGUAUGUCCCAUUCUUUCUCGUUAUUCAGUCUCAGCUUGUGUUACUGUCCUGCCGGCUUGCCAGGCUGUAAGCCGUGUGAGGAUGACCAUCACCGAUCGAUCUCACAAGCAACUGAGCAAGGUAGUUGGGCGUAAGAGACGAGUGGAGACAGACGGAAGAUUAGGGACAAAGAGGUACAAUGUUUGGAAGACUGACUCUCAGGCCAAAGACGCUCUCGCAGCUGCCAUAGCCAACGGUACCGCUCCCCCGGAAGCUACCAAAGCAUCAAAAAAAGCGCCUCCAGCUGCCGCACCGAAGGUUACCAAAGGAUGA